This is a messenger RNA of Triticum aestivum (bread wheat), 1209 nucleotides long. RefSeq names its product acyl transferase 15-like. The transcript has a single exon. The record is from RefSeq and is a predicted model, not a curated record. Lineage: Eukaryota; Viridiplantae; Streptophyta; Magnoliopsida; Poales; Poaceae. Bases 1 to 1209 code for a protein of 402 amino acids.
AUGCCCGACCGCAUCAAAGUCUCCCCCUUCGACAAGCCUGUUGCCUUCUGCGCCUUCUCGUCGUUCCUCGUCUUCGACCGGGCAAUCCACGAGCCCGCCGAAAUCAUAAAGAGGGCGCUGUCUCGAGCUCUGGUCCACUUCCGCCUCAUGGCCGGCCGCGUCAUCGUGGGAGACGACGACGGCGAGCUCUGCAUCGCAUGCACCGGCGAGGGCGUGGAGUUCGUGGCCGCGACGGCCAACUGCGCCCUGGAGGACGUCAAGCUCUUCGACCCGCCGUUCGCGGCGGUGCUAGGAGACCUCGCUGCCGACUACCCGGAGGCCAGCUGCCGCGUGACCGACCCCUUGCUUCUCAUGCAGGUGACAGAGUUCUCCUGCGGCGCGUUCGUCCUUGGUGUCACGUGGAACCACGUCGUCGCCGACGGCACGGGGAUCGCUCUGCUCCUACGGGCCAUGGGCGAGCUGGCGCGCGGGCGGGCUCAGCCGUCCGUCUCCCCGGUCUCCUGCGCCGAGCAUCUCCUGCCGGACCUCCCGCCUUUGGUCGCCGCUAUAGAGCAGACCAUGGUUGGCCACCUGGAGCCCCAGGAUUACUCCUACCUCGACUUCACGCUGCCGAUGAGCACUAUCGACCGCAUCAGAGCCGAGCUCAGCGACGAGCUGGGCGCGCCGUGCACCGUAUUCGAGGCGGCUACGGCCGUACUAUGGCAGUGCCGCAGCCGCGCCAUCAUGCCCGACGACGACCCGGGCACCCUGGCGCCGCUCAUCUUCACCGCGGACGCGCGUAGGCACGUCGGUGCCGCGGACGGCUACUACAGCAACUGCGUCAUUACGCAGGCAAUCACCCCGUCUCCGACGAUCCGUGAGGUGGCUGAUGGGGACAUCAAAGACGUCGUUAAGCUGGUCAGGAGUGGCAAGGAGCAGAUACCUGCCACCUUCGCCGGAAAAGAACAAGCAGAAGGCGUGCCAGGCGUGGACGCGCUGUUCGGGUACAACUUGUUAUUCGUGACGAGCUGGAGGAACCUGGGCUUCGAGGCGACGGACUUCGGCGGCGGGACGCCGGCGCGCGUGAUGGGACACGUGGGGCCCAAGUCGGUGCCGGCCUGCGUGGCGUGCCUGCCGUACAGGGACAAAGACGGGGCCAACAUCCUGUCGCGCUUCGUCAAGGAGGAGCACGCCGGCGCCUUCCUUGCCGAGCUAGCCAAGUUCAUGUGA